CGAUAGGAUGUGUCAAAUAACGCCUCCUGCUAUCGAUAUCAAUCAAGAAAAAAUAAAAUUUAUUAAAUAGAAUUGUACAUAGGAAAUUGUGAAGCUCGGAGCGAAAAAAAAGCUGGGUUAGCCGGAAAUGCCAACCAAGUUGGUGGGCUAAAAGAGUGAAUCCUAACUAGAGUUAAAAAAAAAAACGCGGACGAGGAGCAGCAGGAGAGUAGCAGCUGACCACCAGUGGACCAGUGGAGGAGCGACCGUGCGAGCGAGCGUAGCGGAGCAGAGCAGUUAGAGUAGUGUUUAGCGUUCAGUUGACCGUUUAGCGGACAUGAACGAGGAAAUUGUGCGGGAGCAGCGCGGCGGCGAGGAUUCCUCAUCCUCCGUCAUACCGAAAAGUCCAACGGCAUCGGCGUCGAUGACGUUGGCCUCGGCGGCCUUGGAAUCGCACACGACGACCACCAUCACAACCGCCAGUAGCAACCCCCCCACCAGUGGAGCAGGUGCAUCCGUCUCGCCGUCCUCUCCAUCUGCAUCGGCAUCAGCAUCGGCAUUAGCUACAGCAUCAGCAUCGGCGUCCAGCGGGCAGGAAAGGCAGCCGUUGCAGCUGCCCCUGCUGAAUGCCACCGAUAUGCGCGAACUGCGCGAAAUCAAGCAGUUGCUGUGGGGCGACAAUGUGCGCGAAGAUGUAUUCAAGCGUUGGUCUCAAGGAUUCGAGUUUAGUAAAGUGGAACCGUCUGCAUUGGUGCAGAAGCAGGGCGGUCCUUGUGCUGUGAUAGCGCCGGUGCAGGCGUACUUGCUUAAGAUUAUUAUCAUGGACUUGCCAGGCGUCAAGUUGUCGGAGAUUCCCCUGGACAAAUCGCAGAACCUGCUGAUCCAGGCAUUGUGCAACAUCCUGAAGAAUUGCCGGGCGCCACGCUACCGCAUCGUCCAUCUCUUGCGCCGUCGUGGAAAUGCUACAGAGGCUGGAUCAACCAAAGAGCGCUCGCCAGUUGGCGAGGCAGGAUCUGCUCCAGCUGGCCAAGCGGCAGGAUCUUCCGAAGAGGUGGAGGUGGCGGCUGAAGCCACUCCCGCCUCGGUCAACGACUUAUCCCAGGACCUGCAGCUUGAUCAGGAUAUGCACCGCGAACUGUCGCCGGAUGAGUUCCACGAGCGCCUGCACACGCUCCACUUUGACGAUAUCGCCGCCGUGGCCCGCUACUAUAUGGAGAACUACGGCCAACUGGCGCACACUUACGGCGUGCUGCUGUUCAUGUACUCGGUGUUCCUUACCAAGGGCUCGGAGCUGGUCGCGGCCGAUAUAUCGGACACGUCGGAGCCCCUGAUACACAGCACGUACGGCUAUGGCGGCCAGUCGCUGAUUAACCUGAUGCUAACUGGGCGCGCGGUCGCCCAUGUCUGGGAUAAUGAGCAGGAUGUUGGUGGACUGAAGCUGCGCGGCAUCUGUGAGCAGAGCGACAUCGGCUUCAUAACGCUGAUGGAACAGAUGCGUUACUGCACCGUGGGUUCCUUCUUCAAGAACCCACGCUAUCCCGUAUGGGUGAUGGGGUCCGAUACGCAUUUAACCGUUCUGUUCAGCAACGAAAAGAGGCUUGUCUCGCCAGAGACGCCCUCGGAAACUGGUCGUCGCAUCUUCAAAUCCUACGACCCGGAGGGCAACAAUUUCAUAUCGACCACUAUGCUGCGCGAAGUUCUCGCCGCCUUGAAUCUGGUCAGCGAGCCAGCCUAUGUGGCUCUCAUGCAGAAACGUCUUGAUCCGGAGAACUUGGGCAUUAUACUGCUGAAUGCCUUCAUGGACGAGUUCUUCCCGCUGGAGCGCCGCUCCACGCCGGAUACGUUUGAGCUGAUGCACUACAACGGCAUACCGGGCUCCAAUGAGAACAACAAGGUGCGCUACUAUUGUGGAUCGGCCAUUUUGCUGGAGGGCGAUCUGAAGUCGAUCUGCACCUCAAACCCGAUGGUCACUUGCCUGCAGACCAAGUGGCCAAACAUCGAGAUAAACUGGCACGACGCCCAUAUGCCCUCCUUGAAUUGACGUCGUCAUGGGGGACAGAAAAAAAUGCAGCAGAAGAUUGACCAGGGUCGCAUGGUACACCAUGGACAUGGUACUGUGAUGAAGAAACCACUGCUGUAGAUGCAUGAAGACGCGAUUGCACGUUUUUAUUUCACACACACACACUUCAAUUGUUUUUUUUUGUAUUUAUUUGAAAAUAUUUGAGAAACUGCUGGAGUGGAACGCACCAACCAAACCCAUUAACAAACCCAUUCAAAAAACACAAAAGAAAAACAAAAAGCAAGAAUAGCAGCUAAACACUAACAGAUUCGCUUCGGAAAAAGCUGCAGCCAUGUUAAGGAAUCCGCAGGAGAGUAGAAGAUUUACGCCAAGCGUUAAACCCACACAAAACGCCCCAAGAAAAUUUCCCAACAUAUGCAUAGUUGUAUGCAGCAUGGAAAUGGAAAACGGAGUCGUGCGGGCAAAAGAAAGAACAUACAUCUUAAAGAAAAAAAAAAAAAAAACUCAAAUCUAAUUUCGAAAAUUGUACGUUUAAAUUUGCAUUGCAAAAACUAAACUCAACUAAAAAUACAGGCAACACAAAUAUACCUUUAUGAAUAAACUAAAAAUCUAAAAGAACAAA
Drosophila yakuba is the source of this 2621-nucleotide messenger RNA. Its product is annotated as ubiquitin carboxyl-terminal hydrolase MINDY-3 homolog. Gene Ontology annotation, biological process: protein K48-linked deubiquitination. Gene Ontology annotation, molecular function: K48-linked deubiquitinase activity; cysteine-type deubiquitinase activity. The record is from RefSeq and is a predicted model, not a curated record. The transcript is spliced from 6 exons. Bases 317 to 2020 code for a protein of 567 amino acids. Lineage: Eukaryota; Metazoa; Arthropoda; Insecta; Diptera; Drosophilidae.